CAGCUUGUAAUUUGUUUUAAACUACUCAGCAGUUUACAACCGACCUUUCUCGCGUAAUGACGGCGUCAUCGACUGACUCAGCGCCUGCACACAAGCAACGCUUGAAGCGUCCGGGGCGUUUGUACGUGAAGGCAGUGUUUACAGGAUAUAGACGUGGAUUGCGGAAUCAACACGAAAACACCGCUUUGCUAAAAAUUGAUGGCCUAGAGCAUCGUAAAGAUGUCGACUUUUACUUGGGUAAACGAUGCGCCUAUGUUUACAAAGCGCUAAAAAAAAAAUCCUUUCCACGGAGGAAACGUCCAACGAAGAUCCGCGUCAUCUGGGGUAAAGUAACUCGUCCUCACGGUAACAGUGGAGCGGUGAGAGCUCGAUUCAAGCGUAAUUUACCUGCAUCCGCAAUGGGUCGGCGUAUCCGUGUCAUGUUGUAUCCGUCGCGCGUUUAAGUAAACUUGGCUUUGGAACAAUACAAUUUCCACGGGCUC
Messenger RNA from Dicrocoelium dendriticum, 482 nucleotides. The record is from the annotation of a GenBank genome assembly. NCBI's taxonomy places the organism in Eukaryota, Metazoa, Platyhelminthes, Trematoda, Plagiorchiida, Dicrocoeliidae.